UAAUCGUCUUCUUCUUCAGCUUCUUCUUCCUCUCUCUCUCUCUCUCACAGUCCGCCCCUGAGUCAAUCGCACCUUUACCCAUUACCAAUGGUCGACGUCGACCGGAGAAUGACUGGUCUUAACCCGGCCCACCUCGCCGGCCUCCGCCGUCUUUCCGCCCGUGCUGCCGCUACCUCCACCGCCUCCUCCGCCCCCCUCCGCAACGGUCUCCUCUCCUUCUCCUCUCUUGCCGAUGAAGUCCUCACCCAUCUACGAAACUCCGGCGUCGACGUUCAACCCGGUCUCUCUGAUGCGGAAUUCGCCCGAGCUGAGGCCGAGUUCCGCUUCGCCUUUCCUCCUGAUCUCCGGGCAGUUCUCUCCGCUGGCCUCCCCGUUGGCCCCGGUUUUCCUGACUGGCGCUCCUCCGGUGCACGCCUCCAUCUUCGGUCCUCCCUCGACCUCCCAAUCGCUGCAAUUUCCUUCCAAAUCGCUAGAAACACUCUCUGGUCUCGCUCUUGGGGUCCCAGGCCGGCGGAACCGGAAAAGGCCUUACGGGUUGCGAGAAAUUCGCUUAAACGAGCUCCUGUUUUGAUACCCAUUUUCAACCAUUGCUACAUUCCCUGCAACCCGCCCUUGGCCGGGAAUCCGAUCUUUUUUGUCGAUGAGAGUCGAGUUCUUUGCUGUGGCUUUGAUUUGUCCGAUUUCUUCGAACGGGAGUCUCUGUUUCGAUGCUCUGCUUCCGAUUCCGAUUCGGGUCCUCUGUUUUCGAAACAGAGGUCUCUCGCCGAGAAGUCCUUUGGAUCGUCCACGAAUUUCUCGCGACGGAGUUUAGAUUCAGGGGUUGUAAAAACGCCGAGGUGGGUCGAGUUUUGGAGCGACGCCGCCGUGGAUCGGCGGCGGAGAAACUCGUCGUCGUCAUCGAAUUCCUCGCCGGAUCGGUUCUUCGAGUUGCCAAGAUCCGAAAUCCCGAAAUGGGUUGGGGAGUAUAUUGGAGAAUUAGGAUCAGUUUUGAGAUCGGGCGGGUGGAGUGAAUCGGAGGUGGCGGAGAUGGUGGAUGUCUCAGCAUCAGGAUUCUUCGACGGCGAAAUGGUUAUGUUGGAUAACCAGGCGGUUUUGGAUGCUCUGCUUUUGAAAGUGGACCGGUUUUCCGGUUCGUUGAGACGGGCCGGGUGGAGCUCCGAAGAGGUUUCGGAGGCGUUUGGCUUCGAUUUUCGGCCGGAGAAGGAGAGGAAACCGGCGAAGAAGCUCUCGGCGGAAUUGGUGGAGCGAAUUGGGAAACUGGCUGAGUCGGUUUCCCGGUCAUGAUACGUGACUGUAUUUUUCUCUUUUUUAAAACAAAAAUAUAUAUAUUUUCGAAGUUUAAGGCAUUCGAUUUCCGAACUGUAUUUUACCCUUUUUUUCCCCUCUUCCUCGUUUUAGGUAAAA
This is a messenger RNA of Cucurbita pepo subsp. pepo (vegetable marrow), 1404 nucleotides long. RefSeq lists its product as uncharacterized. NCBI's taxonomy places the organism in Eukaryota, Viridiplantae, Streptophyta, Magnoliopsida, Cucurbitales, Cucurbitaceae. The record is from RefSeq and is a predicted model, not a curated record.